Mesocestoides corti is the source of this 2076-nucleotide messenger RNA. Lineage: Eukaryota; Metazoa; Platyhelminthes; Cestoda; Cyclophyllidea; Mesocestoididae. The record is from the annotation of a GenBank genome assembly.
AUGGGAAAGAGGCUCUCUAAACAGCGCCAUAAGCCCCGCUUCACAAAAGUUCAAAUACCUUGGCUGAUUCGUGGUGUUAUUCGUAGUAAUAACAUUGAAACUAUGCAGUAUCUGCUCAGCUACCCAAAUGAUGUAAAUCCAUGUGUUGUUAUUGAUGGGGUGUGCCCACUUAAUCUGGCGAUUGAGCUUGGCCACCUGCAGAUGGUGAAACUUUUGAUCAAAGCUGGUGCAGAUAUUCAUGUCUCAGAUUCUCCCCGGUACCCUCUCCAUCAGGCUUCUCUUUAUGGCCGUGCUGCAAUUGCCGAACUUCUCAUAUGCUCUGGGGCUAAAGUGUCCGUUUUAACUGAGCGUCAUCAAUCCUGUCUCCACUUGCUUGCAAAUCAGUCAGCAGAACGCUUUGUCGAAACUGCUCGUGUUCUUCUCAAUCAUGGCUGUGAUCCUAAUAAUUUAGAUGACGACGGUUUGGCUCCCCUGCAUCGAGCCUCAGUUGAGAUGGUUGAAGUUUUGGCGUCGUCCAAAAAAACAGACUUGAACAUUCUCAGUCAAAAUGGUGAUACGCCAUUAUUGGUAGCCGCGAAAGAUCGGCGAGAAUCUGUCCUUCUUGCCCUAAUCCGUGUGGAAAUGGAACAUAAGCAGUCCGCAACAACGACUACUGCCGUUUCUGCUAUUCGAACUCCAUCUGCAAAGUCAGCGAGUUCUGCAACUUCCCGGCUUACCAUGGUGUCCAGUGGUGGCUCACCAAAUCGGCCAACCGGCUGGGCUAUGCGCGUUUUCAGGACGCCUUCUGCCGCAACGGUCCAGCUCAACCGCGUUGGCAGCCCUCAUUCCACUCAUCAGCAGUCAGUCAGCUUCAGGUCUACCUCAAACAACGUCGCUGCUGCUUCGUCGUUUUCCUCCUCUGUGUUAAAUUUCAAUUCACAGCUUGCUGCGCCAUCGUCUGCACACGACGUCAGCUUGCAAAGUUUUGCAAAUUUCAGAAAGAAGAAUCCACCAACACUAGAAGCCAUGCCCGAUUCACUGACUAUCCAAAAACCCACCGAAAAACCGAUAGAAUCUCGGCUGAAUUUGAACCAACCAGACAAUGUCGGAAUGACACCGUUGAUGCUGUGUGCUGAAGCCGGACCAAGUGGCUUUCGGAUGGUGUUCGGUUUGGUUUCCGCGGGAUGUGACGUCGCCGCGGUGGACAAGAUGGGCAUGACGGCGCUGCACUACGCCUGCUACGUUGGCGCUGUGCUCACCGUGCGAUUCCUCCUCGAAGAUGCCUUCGAGUUCUCUGAAAAGCGGCCAUGCGAUCUCCUCAACCUCCAAGAUCGUUUUGGACGCACACCGAUCUACCUCGCGACUUGCAGAGGACACACGGACGUAGUUGAAUACCUCCUGUCUUGUAAUGCGGACAUUCACAUACCUAACAAAGAACUCAAGUCUCCCCUUUAUAUUGCCGCAAACUUUGGCCACUUGGAUAUCGUCAAUGCCCUACUCCGACAUGGCGCGCAUGUUAACCAGGCUGACUCGCACCAGAAGACUCCACUCUACGUGGCAACGUACCAUGGUCGGGCGGACAUAGUCUCCCUCCUCCUCGAUGCCAACGCUGACGUGAAUGCGUCCGACAAGAACGGCAAGACCCCGCUCUACGCCGCCGUCCUCCACGGUCACCUGAACCUCGCGGCAAAGUUGCUGUCUCACGGCGCCUCGGUGAACCGGCCGGACAACGAGGGCCUCGGGCCGCUGCACAUGGCCGUCAAGUUCCCCAAGCUGGACCUGCCGAUGAUCAAGCUUCUGCUCCAACACGGCUGUGAUCCCGUCAACCUCGCGGCCUUCACGCGCUGGCUCAUGGGCCACGGGGUCAUCCCGGAGGAGUGUUUCCAGGGCGACGGCGAGUGGCUGGCAGAGUGGCUGCACCGGGAGGAGUCGAAUGUGCGCUCACUGAAGCGCCUCUGUCGGGCGGAGAUCCAGGCGGCACUGGGGGUCAGCCCGAGCGGUGGCAGUGACGCCUCGGUGGCCUCCACCGCCGCCAAAAUCAGGCACCUGCCGCUGCCCGAGCACCUGAGGGAUUUCGUUUCGAUGAAGGCUCUCUGA